Trichomonas vaginalis G3 is the source of this 624-nucleotide messenger RNA. RefSeq names its product Rac GTPase binding. NCBI's taxonomy places the organism in Eukaryota, Parabasalia, Trichomonadida, Trichomonadidae. The record is from RefSeq and is a predicted model, not a curated record. Gene Ontology annotation, molecular function: ATP binding; protein serine/threonine kinase activity. The coding region runs from base 1 to 624 and encodes 207 amino acids. Gene Ontology annotation, biological process: protein phosphorylation; intracellular signal transduction; regulation of MAPK cascade. Gene Ontology annotation, cellular component: cytoplasm. The transcript has a single exon.
AUGGAAUACAUGGAUGCUGGCGCGCUUACAUAUGUUGCUCGCUAUUGUGAUUGUAUGGAGCCACACAUUGCAUACAUAGCACGCGAAAUCCUACUUGCCCUUAAGUAUAUACAUUCUCAAAAUAAAAUUCAUCGAGAUAUUAAGACAGACAAUGUAUUAUUAUCUCAAAAGGGCCACGUAAAGUUAGCAGAUUUCGGAUAUGCAGCUCAACUUACUACAGCAGCUGAAAGAAGAAAUUCAAUGGUCGGAACUCCAUUUUGGAUGGCACCUGAACUUAUACAACGCACACCAUAUAGUUUUGCCGUUGAUAUAUGGUCACUUGGCAUAUUGUGCAGAGAACUUGCAGAAGGUGAACCUCCAUAUGUUGAUGAACCACCAAUGAGAGCUACGUUUUUAAUUGUUACAAAAGGUAUACCAGAAAUAUCUGAUAAAGAAAGUAGAUCACCAGAAUUACUUGACUUUUUAGAUAAAUGCUUAAGAAAAGAUCCAAAAUUAAGACCAACAGCAGAGGAGCUGCUUAAUCAUUCAUUUCUCAAAUGUGCAUGCGAUCAAAAAUAUAUUCCACCACUUAUUAAACUCGCAAAGAGACUUGCUGAUGAAGAUGAACAGUUUUCUAAUUUCUAG